Messenger RNA from Gorilla gorilla gorilla (western lowland gorilla), 2851 nucleotides. It is a transcript of the gene RAB18, whose product is annotated as RAB18, member RAS oncogene family. The transcript is spliced from 6 exons. Gene Ontology annotation, molecular function: GTPase activity; GTP binding. The coding region runs from base 192 to 785 and encodes 197 amino acids. Lineage: Eukaryota; Metazoa; Chordata; Mammalia; Primates; Hominidae. The record is from RefSeq and is a predicted model, not a curated record.
UUCUGGGUUGCGCAGCCGUGGAGCUACCUCAAGGCGGAACUGGGGAGUCCAGGGCUUCGGCAGCCUGAACACCCGGUGUGAAAGGAAGGUGGCAGACGUGGAGCGGCGCGCAUGCGCAGCAGCUCACUCUGCUGAAGGGCUGAGAGGCGCACCCGGGCGGCCAGCUGGGCUCGGAGCGGAACGGGGUCGGAAUGGACGAGGACGUGCUAACCACCCUGAAGAUCCUCAUCAUCGGCGAGAGUGGGGUGGGCAAGUCCAGCCUGCUCUUGAGGUUCACAGAUGAUACGUUUGAUCCAGAACUUGCAGCAACAAUAGGUGUUGACUUUAAGGUGAAAACAAUUUCAGUGGAUGGAAAUAAGGCUAAACUUGCAAUAUGGGAUACUGCUGGUCAAGAGAGGUUUAGAACAUUAACUCCCAGCUAUUAUAGAGGUGCACAGGGUGUUAUAUUAGUUUAUGAUGUCACAAGAAGAGAUACGUUUGUUAAACUGGAUAAUUGGUUAAAUGAAUUGGAAACAUACUGUACAAGAAAUGACAUAGUAAACAUGCUAGUUGGAAAUAAAAUCGAUAAGAGGCAAGUGCAAAAACCUGUGAUGGUGUACAAUGUGCCUUUGAAGAACUUGUUGAAAAGAUCAUUCAGACCCCUGGACUGUGGGAAAGUGAGAACCAGAAUAAAGGAGUCAAACUGUCACACAGGGAAGAAGGCCAAGGAGGAGGAGCCUGUGGUGGUUAUUGCUCUGUGUUAUAAACUCUGGGAAAUUCCAUCUCUUGCAUAUUUGAUCAGAUAGUGACAUCUUUCUGUAUACAAACUCUUUAACUGCUAUUUUAGGGACCUUGCAGUUUGCACAUAAUUGUUUUAUAUCAUAGCAGUAAAUAUUUGCAAGAAAUCCCACUCAUCGACCCCGGGUAAAAUGUUAUGGUAAGCAUGCACAGUUUGCAGUCUACAGUUUUUUUAUGUAGCACAAAAUAGGUGUACCUUUAUAAGUACAUUCAAUUUUAUGAUUUACAUUUAUCAUGUAAUUUUUAAAAAAAUCCAUCUAUCUAGGAUAUGUUGAUACAAAGUCUGCUUUUGCUAUUCUUUUUGCUUAAAUACUCCUAUCAUUUUCUAAAUUACUUGGUAUUUAGAACUCCUAGAACCACGGGGAAGAAUAGAGGUAUCAUCAAACGUGGCAAAUUUUCUUUCAGGAAUAAUAAAGAGCAUGAUUCCACAGCUUUUCUGGGAUGUUUGAGAUUCUUUUUUAGUACUGAGCAAAAUUCUCAUCACAGAAUGUAGCCCAGGCCAAUUUAUAACUAAAUCUCUAUUUGUUCGGAUGAUGCUUCUAAAACAGCAUUGAUAGGUUAAAGAAGCUUGGUAUUUUUAAUUUACUUCAAUGAUUAGCUCAGUUGCUUAACUGGAGUUUUAAUCCUGUGAUAUGUACAUUGGAUUCAUGACUCUGUGCAGCAUUUUUAGUUAUGUGGUGUUUGGCAGAAUGACAAUAAGGGUUUCCCCCAUUUUGGUUUCAGGAGGACAUGAAUAGUGUGUUUAUUGUAACUCCUCAUACACUUUUAAAACCAACAUCUUUUUUCAUAAAUGUUGGUAGUGUUUGUCCAGGUACCUUAAUUGUAGCUUGUGUAAUGUUGAUGAAUAUCUGUAUCUUACGGCUUCCAUAAUGGCUAGUUGAUAUUCAAAAACCUAUUUCUGUGUUUUGAGGGGUGGGGAAAAAAAACACUAAGUGAUAAUUUGAAAAAGGCAUAAUACUUCCAGAUUCUGAUGUGUGAGGGAAAAUACUGUCACAAUGAAAAUCUUGACAAUUUACUUAACAAGUAACCAAUAGUUCAUCAAAACCAACUUGUACAGACUAAUCUUUUUCACAGUAUUCAGUUUUCUCACCUCUUGCUAUUGUAUAUUGUAGAUUUUUUUCAUUCAUGUGUUAUUUAAUUUACACUGAUCUCUGCUAUUUUAACCCCCCAAAUAAGUUAUUUGUCCUUUAAGGUUGGUUACUAUAAUACCCCUCAGUAAGAUUCCAGUAUUAAUUUGUGGGCAGUUUGUUCUCUGUAUACAAUUGCAAAUGAUAAGCAUUUUUGUGAGUGACCACCUUUGCAAUAUGUUUGUUAAUUUGCUUCAUGUUGGGUUCUUUCUGAAAUGUACAUCUUUACAUAUAAAAACCUCACAUUCUAUUUGAUUUACACUUCCUAGUCUACAUUACAUGUGGUUGAAGGUUUUAUACAUUCUAUAUGCUUUUACUAAAUAUACAAGAUUUACUACUAGAAAUUUGGAGAAAGAACACUAACACAUGUACUUGUGAUUUGUUCAUGUUAUAUUAAAACUUGAGAUUUGUGUAUUUAUGUAGAGUCUGUAUUGACAAGACUGUUGUUUUUUGCUCCUUGAGCUAUAUAAUAAUCUGUGUAUUGGAUUGUUGUCUUGAUUUGGUCUAAAUUUGAAUAUAUAUGAGUUACUUGAAUAUAACAAAAAUGAAUUUUGUUUGAUAGAUUUAUAUUGUAACCUUUUUCUAGUUCUUGAAUAAAUAUAGCCUGCUUUCCCUAGAUGCAUUUGUGUAGGAAGUAUAUACAUUUGCCUAUUACUCUCAUCAGCUGAGGAAUAUGUACUAUUGUGUUACUCAAAUUAUGUGGCUUUCAUUUUGUUAUUUUGUUGCAAGCUUAGUGUUUUGUAGUGGAGGUUUUGUAAAUGAAACAGUUGUAAUAUCUAAGGUCAGGCACCUAGUAACAGGGUUUUGUUAAUUCUUUUCAGAAUCAUUGAAGCAGUCUUAAAGGGUCUUUUGCAGAUGGUACAAAUUAGAACAAUUAGAAUAUAGUAUUUUGAGUUCUAGGAGUACUGAGAUUGACCCAAACAAAUAAAAAACUAUUCAAUUUCUGA